Molecule: messenger RNA, 9292 nt
Organism: Grus americana (Whooping crane)
Lineage: Eukaryota; Metazoa; Chordata; Aves; Gruiformes; Gruidae
Gene: EPHA7
Product: EPH receptor A7
Exons: 17
Coding region: 239-3301 (1020 amino acids)
Biological process (GO): axon guidance; protein phosphorylation; cell surface receptor protein tyrosine kinase signaling pathway
Cellular component (GO): neuron projection; plasma membrane
Molecular function (GO): protein binding; ATP binding; transmembrane-ephrin receptor activity
Source: RefSeq, a predicted model, not a curated record
GCAGUCGGGGCUGGCGGGCGGCCGGCCCGGUGCGGGAGCCGGGCAGCGGCGCGGAGGAGGAGGCGAAGGAGAAGAAAAAGGAGGAGGAGAAAGGCAAAGGCAGCCAGGAGGGAGGGAGCGCCGAGCCAGAGACUAGCAGAGCAAAUUCUCCACCGUCCUCUAGCACCCACCAAGCGGCGGCAGCGGCAGUGUCUAGAAAUAUAUAGCUAGAAAUAUAAAAUCACCCCGCUCCUGCACCAUGGUUUUCCAAAGUAGGCUCCCUUCUUGGAUUAUUUUGUGCUCCGUCUGGCUGUUCCGCUUUGCACACACGGGGGAGGCACAGGCUGCGAAAGAAGUAAUAUUGCUGGACUCUAAAGCACAACAGACAGAGUUGGAAUGGAUUUCCUCUCCUCCCAAUGGGUGGGAAGAAAUUAGUGGACUGGAUGAAAACUACACUCCUAUACGAACAUACCAGGUAUGCCAGGUGAUGGAAUCAAACCAAAACAACUGGCUUCGGACUAACUGGAUUGCAAAAAGCAAUGCACAAAGGAUUUUUGUAGAACUGAAAUUCACUCUGAGGGAUUGUAACAGUCUUCCUGGAGUUCUGGGGACUUGUAAAGAAACUUUUAACUUGUAUUAUUAUGAAACAGACUACGACACUGGCAGGAAUAUCCGAGAAAACCAAUAUGUAAAAAUAGACACUAUUGCAGCAGAUGAAAGUUUUACCCAGGGUGAUCUUGGGGAGAGAAAAAUGAAACUUAACACAGAGGUGAGAGAAAUUGGACCUUUGUCCAAGAAAGGAUUCUAUCUUGCGUUUCAGGAUGUAGGGGCCUGCAUUGCUUUGGUCUCUGUCAAAGUCUACUACAAGAAGUGCUGGUCCAUCAUUGAGAACUUAGCUAUUUUUCCUGACACAGUGACUGGCUCAGAGUUUUCCUCUUUAGUUGAAGUACGAGGAACUUGCGUCAGCAGUGCGGAAGAGGAGGCGGAGAACUCGCCGAAGAUGCACUGCAGUGCGGAGGGAGAAUGGUUAGUGCCUAUUGGAAAAUGUAUCUGCAAAGCAGGAUACCAGCAAAAAGGAGACACGUGUGAACCUUGUGGCCGUGGGUUCUACAAAUCCUCCUCACAAGAUCUGCAGUGCUCCCGCUGCCCUACUCACAGCUUCUCUGACAAGGAAGGAUCUUCAAGAUGCGAUUGUGAAGAUAGCUAUUAUAGAGCACCUUCUGAUCCACCAUAUGUCGCAUGCACAAGACCUCCAUCUGCACCACAGAACCUCAUUUUCAAUAUCAACCAAACUACCGUGAGUUUGGAGUGGAGUCCUCCUGCUGACAACGGGGGAAGAAACGAUGUGACCUACCGCAUUUUGUGCAAGAGGUGCAGCUGGGAGCAGGGUGAAUGUGUUCCCUGUGGGAGUAACAUUGGAUAUAUGCCCCAGCAAACUGGAUUAGUAGAUAACUAUGUCACUGUCAUGGACCUGCUAGCUCAUGCUAACUACACGUUUGAAGUUGAAGCUGUGAAUGGGGUUUCUGACUUGAGUCGUUCCCAGAGGCUUUUUGCAGCUGUCAGCAUUACCACCGGUCAAGCAGCUCCCUCGCAAGUUAGUGGAGUAAUGAAAGAGAGAGUGCUGCAGAGGAGCGUGGAGCUUUCCUGGCAGGAACCAGAACAUCCCAAUGGAGUCAUUACUGAAUAUGAAAUCAAGUAUUAUGAGAAAGAUCAAAGGGAGAGGACCUAUUCAACAGUGAAAACCAAGUCCACUUCAGCUUCUAUUAAUAACUUAAAGCCAGGAACAGUGUAUGUUUUCCAGAUUCGUGCUUUUACUGCUGCUGGUUAUGGAAAUUACAGCCCCAGACUGGAUGUUGCCACACUUGAAGAAGCCACAGCCACAGCUGUUUCCAGUGAACAGAAUCCUGUUAUUAUCAUAGCUGUGGUUGCUGUGGCAGGAACCAUCAUUCUGGUCUUCAUGGUGUUUGGAUUCAUCAUCGGGCGAAGACAUUGUGGCUAUAGCAAAGCUGAUCAAGAGGGGGAUGAAGAACUUUACUUUCAUUUUAAAUUUCCAGGCACCAAAACCUACAUUGACCCUGAAACCUACGAGGACCCAAAUAGAGCUGUCCAUCAAUUCGCCAAGGAGCUAGAUGCCUCUUGUAUUAAAAUUGAGCGUGUGAUUGGUGCAGGAGAGUUUGGUGAAGUGUGCAGUGGGCGUCUAAAGCUUCCCGGCAAGAGAGAUGUCGCAGUAGCCAUAAAAACUCUGAAAGUUGGCUACACGGAAAAGCAAAGGAGGGAUUUCUUGUGUGAAGCAAGCAUCAUGGGACAGUUUGACCACCCCAAUGUUGUUCACUUAGAAGGGGUCGUUACCAGAGGGAAACCAGUCAUGAUCGUAAUAGAAUACAUGGAGAACGGGGCCUUAGAUGCAUUUCUUAGGAAACAUGAUGGGCAAUUUACAGUCAUUCAGCUAGUGGGAAUGUUGAGAGGAAUUGCUGCUGGAAUGAGAUAUUUGGCCGAUAUGGGAUAUGUACACAGGGAUCUUGCAGCACGCAAUAUUCUUGUCAACAGCAACCUUGUUUGUAAAGUGUCAGACUUUGGCCUUUCCAGAGUUAUAGAAGAUGAUCCAGAGGCUGUCUACACUACUACCGGUGGAAAAAUUCCAGUGAGAUGGACAGCUCCGGAGGCCAUCCAGUACCGCAAAUUUACAUCAGCCAGUGAUGUGUGGAGUUAUGGAAUAGUUAUGUGGGAAGUAAUGUCUUACGGAGAACGGCCUUACUGGGACAUGUCAAAUCAAGAUGUUAUAAAAGCAAUCGAAGAAGGCUAUCGUUUGCCAGCACCCAUGGAUUGCCCAGCAGGACUGCACCAGCUGAUGCUAGAUUGUUGGCAGAAGGAACGCGGUGAAAGGCCGAAGUUUGAGCAGAUAGUUGGUAUUCUGGACAAAAUGAUUAGAAAUCCAAACAGCUUGAAAACCCCAUUGGGAACCUGUAGCAGACCAAUUAGCCCUCUUCUGGACCAGAACACUCCCGAUUUUACCACUUUCUGCUCCGUAGGCGAAUGGUUACAAGCUAUUAAGAUGGAAAGAUAUAAGGAUAAUUUCACAGCAGCAGGCUACAACUCUCUUGAAUCAGUUGCCAGGAUGACUAUUGAAACCAAAAACAUGCCAGGUGCUUUGCAAAACAGAGAACAAGAAAAAUCCCUUUCCAGAAGAGAUGACAGCCUGAAUAGAAAUGACAUAAUGGCAGGAGACAAAGGAAGCAGAAAGGGGAAGCAAAACAAGAGUUAUAACCAUAAGAUCAUGAGAUUGGUUUGGAGGCACAGUGAACGCUAUGAGGCUUUUUUUUAAAGCGCAUAAGGACUGUAGUUGGGAGUAGAGGAUGGAAAUGUAGAAAAGAAGCGUGGAAAGGAAUGGAGAAGAAGGGAGGAACAGACUGGCAACAGCAGGAAGAGUAAACAGAGGUGUAUGGGAGAGGCCAGAACACACACCUGACAAACUGAGGAUUAUGACUAAUGCCAAGAAUGAAAGACCACAUCUGAAGAGCAUGAUGAUUUCAGGAGGAUGGCGAAGCAGGACGUGGCGAUGCUGCUAGGGAGAGAAGAGCCAGCAAAGCUGCCCUGGAAGCCUGCCCUGGAAGCUCCUCACACUAAUAUAACCCUGCUUCCCCAUCUUCUUUCUAGCUCCCCUCUUAUACACAAAAUAUGUAUAUAGAAGAGCAAAGGAGAAGGAGAAGCAGCUAAAUCAAACAUUUCCAAAGAUCCUGCUGGGGAAGAAGUUUAAACUCGGAUGAUACAGAUUUACUCCUACCAAUGCUCCUGCUGGUAGCAAGCGGCAGAGAGCAUCCUGCUAGCCUUUCUUAUGCAGACAAAUCAAUGGGAGUCUUUGCCACUACUUACAAAUAGGCCUUGCUGAGAAAUACUCAGCAAAAUUAUAAUACUCCAGCCAAUCCGGGACAUUUUAAAAUGUCCUUUCAUUCUAGAGCAGAAAGGAGCAGAAAUUAUAACAUUCAGAGUGAAAUGGAAACAGGGAAGAAAAAUAUUUAUGCGGUUUCUUUUAAAGCUGAAAAUAACCAUUUCAGUAACACAGAAAAAUAUAAGGGGAAUUUUGCUCAUUAAAAAAAAAAAAAACAUUUCAUAACUUUUCAUGAAAAUUUCUGAUAAAAUUGGGAAUUAUUUUCAUUAUAUUGGAUUGGCUUUUUUAAUUUUCUUCUAGAAAAUUGGUGUUGUUUUUAGAAGGAAACUGGAAAAUUGCCAUAUUCAGUCUGUCAGACAUUUUAAACUACACUUAUUUCCAAGGUAAGAAUUCUUCAGGAGUAAGAAAGCUGCAAAGUGGCCAGUCUAAUCUCUUCCUCACUUCCUUCUCCUCUGCUUCGGUGAUCAGACAUGUCUAAUGAUUAGGCUGCAAAGAGCAAAACCAGUUUCUAUGUCUCCCUGAGAAAAGGCAUUUCGCCAACUUCUUUAAGAAUUAUUGACUAGAUCUGCUUACAGGAAGUCACAUCUUUGCUGCAGACUAUGUCUCCAUUUAAAUCCUCCUCACAGCUAUUCCAUUCUGUCUGGGAAAGUUUAUCAGAAAGCACACUGGAAAGGCUCAGAUCUUUCUGUCUCCAGUGAAACUGUUUCUAGACAUAGUUAUAGCUUGGCAGAUGUACUGGUAUGACAGUUGAGAUACUACUGCUGGUAAAGGAGUGUUCUGUUUGGCAUAUAUAUACACUUUUUGCUUGGUACUUCUGACCACAAAGUAUUGAUGUUUAGGGUACUAUAGGUAGUUACCCACUGUACUUUUUCUUAUAAGUUUUAGAGGACAGCACUGGAUAAUUUUUUCUUCUCCUUCAGGGUAACAGAGCUUUGCAUGAGUCAUUCAUCUUGAACGUACACCAGAGUGAUAUCAAGUUAGUUGUUGUGACACCUUGCCAAUAUGAUGCCCAUUUUUAGUCUCCUAGCAGUGGAAUGAUUUAAGUAUUGUCUAGUGGAGGCCACGGCCUCAUUGAAGAACGUCUUGGUGACUCUGGAUAGGAUUCAAAUAAUUCAUCUAGGUGAGGAGGAGACAAUUGAAAGUCAUAGCUGAAAUAUUUCCAGAAAUCCUUAAGUGGUUGUGUUUGUCCAUCAUUUGCUUGAAGAUUUUGGUAAAUGGUGGCUUACUGGAUUCUCAAAUGGCAAGAAUGGCCAAGUAAAAUUUUUUUUAUUGUCUGCAAUUAAAACUUUACUUAAGUUAAUUAAACUCUUGUCACCUCAGGGUACCAUUUGAGCAAUGAGUUUUACAGGACCUACUCCGUCAAUGUAGAAACUUCAGCAACUAAAGAACAUACCAGGUAUAGAGAGUUAACACAAUGCUCAGCAGUGCUUGAGGAAUCAGGCCCACCUCAGUAAUUUCUCUCCAACAUUAUUGAAAUAUUGGAUUUAAAUCAUAUAGCCAUGGUGUCAUCUUACAAAAUCUACCCUGUUUAAAUUCCUCUUAAAAUCAAAUGCAGCUCAAAGCUUUAUAACAGUCCACGUGUCAUUAAACAAGAGAUCACAAAGCUGUGUCAUAGUAUCUCCCCAUAAUACAGAAUUUUUUACUUAUCAUUUUUGCAUAUUUGAAAGAACCCUAUUAACUCAGUUGCACACAACUUUUUGCAAUAAUAGACUCAGCGUAAAGCAAUAUCAAAACAUAGUUAAUAUUUCUACUGAUUAAUUUAGCCAAGCUUAAGAUUUUGCAUAAUUUUGCCCCUACUUCUGGCAUGAUAGAAGAUAUGGAAGACAUGUGUACCUAUCUUUUGGCCCUGAGAGAAGAUUCUGCUGUGUGUACCUUCCCACCUUCUGCUACCAAAAAAAAAAAAAAAAUAUCAUUUCAACUGGGAAAGGUGACAUAACCCCUGAAAACUGCAGUUUGACCUACCUUCUGAGUUCAGACACUGAAUGGGAUGCGUGGCGUGGGAAGGGAUUUAAUACCAGCUACCUCAGUAGUCAUGUGGUGUUAAAGGAAAAAAGAUGAAAAAAGGAGUAUAUAAUGUAUCCUGAGAGCAAAGGACAGCAUGGUUAUUUUGCCUAUAAUUUUUUUUUUUUUUUAACCUUGCCUAUACUGUUCCUGCCAAUCCUCUCCUAUUGUUAUCUAUCAGCUUUUCCAAGAAGACACUUUGUUGUGCAUAAAGUAAGAAUAGCUGCACUGACUGAAACCACAAGCCUACAUAGCCCUGUGUACCUGGCAGGUGCCCUGCUUUGGUAGGGGCACAGUCCUGUUGUUAUAAGGCCUCCACCAUCCCCUGCAAAUUAGGGACACCUUCAGCUGUUGACUUCCAGACAUCUUCAGGGCUCUGUAUCCAAUAUGUAUAGUUCCAAUGCUUCCUAAAUCAGGGGGUGCGCUAUGUUUAAUAGUCUGAAUUUGUCCUAGAUCCUGUGAAUUUACUUUCUCCUUCUGUCUCUCUUUCUCUCUCUGUCUUGCCCUUCUUUCUUCUGAAAUAGAAUGACCAGGGCUGCAUGAAUUAUUCAACAUGAGUGUAUGAUGUAUUUAUACAGUGAUAUAUAUAUACACAUAUAUGUUUUCUAUUUGGUUUAUAGUUCCUUAAUCAUCCAAAUAUCCUGUUUCACAUUUUACUUGAUACUAAGUGCUUGACUUGAUGUUUUCAGAAAGAUGUCUAAUAUUAAUUCAUUUUUUUUUCUUCUCAAGCAAUAGUUAAUUUGUAGUCUCUGCCUGUGUAUGUACAGUUAGACUCAUUUUUCCCUUGUUUGUUUCUUUCUGCUUUAUCAAAUUUCAUCACCACUUUAUUGCCAUUGGCAUUCAAAAUUGUGAAAUCGUUUUGCAGUUCCUUGCAGGCAGCUUCUGAUUUAACUUUUAGAAAUAAUUUUGUAUCAAACUUUCUCAUCUGACAGUUCUUAGUUAUCACAUUUCCCUUUACUACUAAUAAAAGUACUUUUGCUUAAAUGCUUUGUUUUAAUUCAUGCCUCAAUCAGGAACCUUUGCACACACUUAAGUGCUCAGUUGCUCUAAUUCACUUCUGCAUCUUUCAGCAUGGGGGACGGAGGCCUUCAAGCUAUUUUCAUUUACGUUUAGUUAAUUGGACACCUUAAAUGUAGAAUUUAGACCUUCUCAUUGCCUACCGGUUCUGAUAGAGUGGUUAUACAACCUUCAGAGUGAAAAAUUGCUAAGGGCUGGAAGCAUAAAGUGCAUUUAGGAAUAGCCUUUAGCCUCUUAGCUGUCCUGCCUCCUCACAGAGGCUAUAAACCCAGAUUAGACACAUCCCUCUACGCUGAAAGAGGACAGCUGGGUGUUUAGCUACAGCCUCCACCAACUCUGGCAUACCGAGCAGGGAACAGUCUGAGUGAACUGGAGAAGCCAGAUGGGGGAAAUAAAGCAAGUGCAUGGUGUGCUGAUAUCGGUAUCUUUUUCAACACUUCCUAACUCAUGGGACUACAGAGUGUUGUGAGGUGAGACUCUCAGCAUCGCUCCCACAGUAGCUGUUCAGCUGCUUUAUCCCACUGUUACCUGCAGUGAACUCUAGCAUCAAACUACAACGCUGAGGUGCCAAUCCCUUUCUUUCUCUCUAUCCCAGUAAAUAUUGAACUUUCAGGGUUAGGCAAAAACUGAGUGGAUUUUGGGGAACUACCCCGUCAGUGUGAGCACCCAAAGCUGCAUUUAGCAACUUCUGUUCCAUUGCAGGUCUAAGCUGGGGUCUGUGUUAUAACACCAGUGAAAGCAGUGAGAAUAAUUUGAACGCUGACUGAGCAAAUCUGUUAAACUUGCUUGUGUGAGAAGGAAUCACUGUUUGUCCUGUAUCUUAAUUUCACUGAAAUGGCAUUUUAGUAGUUCUCCAAAACCUAUUCUCUGUCUACAGAAGGGUUAUGCCAUGACCCAUGUUACCUUUUGUGAAUACUAAGAGUGUGUAAUUGUAGACAGGUGAGCAGACCCAAUGAGUUAUUAGUAUUCAUAACAUACCAGAAAUCUUACAUAGUGGGGAAAACAAGUGGGCGAUACAAGUGGGUGAUGACUGACAUUUAGUGUUUCUCAAGCUGAAUUGCAUCUUGGAUAUUUGAGAGGAGGAAUGAAGAUCUUGUUUACUUAUUUAUUUAUUUAUUUAUUUGAAACAUCUCCACUUGCCUAUAUUAAAAAUAAAAUACAGAAAUAUGUAGUACUGUGUUUAUUUUUCUGUAGUUAUAGAAGUAAUUAUUUCAAAAGCUAUAGCUAUACUCAGCUGGUCAGUGACAAAAGAGAACUAGCUGUCAGAGGAGAUUUGUGAUGUUCCCAGAGAAAGUGUUAUGAAUUUCCAUCUGUUCCAUUACGGUGUAGAUGCCUGUAAAUCUUUCUCUGAAUCAGUAGAACUUUGUGAACUAAUAAGCCGAAAAUUAAGAGACUCCACAAACUAUCAAAUCAAACUGUCAUGCAAUGUUUUAAAAAUGAAUAAGCCCUGAACGACUGCUAUCUCUUUAUCAUCUAUAUCUAAGUAUCUAUAUUGAUAUAAGCUAGUUCCUACAUUUAUAAUUAAUUUCUUACUUUCUCAGUUAUUAGACAUAUAUGUUGGCCCAGGCUUUCUACUGCUUCACCAUUUUUUUGCAUUGCUGUUGUUAACUUCAACAGGUUCUGCUUUUGAAUUGACAGAUGUCAAUUGAGUAACAAUGGCAGGAAGCAAUAAAACAAAAGAGAGUGAUCAGAAAUCUGAGAUUAGAGGAAAACUCAUAACGAAUCCCAGGUCAGCCAGUCUUUCCUGAUAUGUGCUGGGCGGGUUCAGGUCUUUUUAUACACAAUGCAAAAUAGCAAAGAAAGUAGAUUUUUCAUCACUGAUGCCAAAUAACAGUAAAGCUGUUGUUUCUAGGGGAUCUAAUAUACUCGGUGACACAAAGGAAGGGACUGGUAGAAAGGCUGCAGCUUUACCCUUGGUAAAAAAAAUUCUAAGUACUAACUUCAAGUUGAUAAAAUUUUGCCAGUUCUGUCAUUGUGUGUUCACACCAGGUCUUUUAGGAAUGCUCACUUCUUGUUCAUCGCCCAUCUCAGCAGCCCUUUCUAGCUCUUUGCUUUCUAUGUAGACAGGGAUCAAAGACUGGAUGUCCACACCAUGCUCAGUACAAUCUCUAGCCCUUCUUUUACCUUCACUUGGACAUGUUCUUGCAUCACUUCAUUGGUGGUUGGCCUCAAGUUUAUUCAAGAUUUUUCUGUCUUUUUAGUUGCAUUUUGAAUGUAAACUCUACUUACAUUAUUCAAAUAUGGACUUAAUUCAAUGUUCUGUUCUAAUACAAACCCUCAGAAUUUAGGAAGUGAGAAAUGACUGAUUAUUUACAGAAAAAAAAAAAAUCUUCUGUAGUUCUGUAAAAUCAAAACUUUUCCUGUAACAUAACUUUGCACCAAGGUUUCCAAAAGUUUGGGACUUAAUUU